Messenger RNA from Oncorhynchus nerka (sockeye salmon), 1991 nucleotides. It is a transcript of the gene lad1, whose product is annotated as ladinin. Lineage: Eukaryota; Metazoa; Chordata; Actinopteri; Salmoniformes; Salmonidae. The transcript is spliced from 12 exons. The coding region runs from base 147 to 1544 and encodes 465 amino acids. The record is from RefSeq and is a predicted model, not a curated record. Gene Ontology annotation, molecular function: structural molecule activity.
AUGUGAUCUAGCAGGGUAAAGGUGGACUAUAAUUCCGUUCCGCUGACUGAUUCGACUCUGACAGCCACUCAGCGAAGUGCCUCAGACGCUUUACCCGAAUAAAUUUCCUCCCAGCCGGCCUCAACUUGACUGGGACCCCAGCUGCCAUGUCCAUCAUCCGGAAGAACUGGUCGGCUCUGUCCCGGCUUGCCCGCCAGUGGACAGUGGAGGAUGAAGAGGAAGUGGAAAGGGAGAGGAGGAGGAAGGAGAGGAGCUAUAGCAGCACUGACCCCGACAAUGACCUUUCACCUGGAAAUGACAUUUCACCUGGAAACGACCUUUCUCCCCGACACACCCCCGGAAACCAACCCACCAAUGACAAUGCUCCAAGCAUCACCAGUGCGGAGAUGCAGCUGGACUUUGAGGAGAUGCUCAGUGUUCGAGACGAGAGGAGGAGGAACAGACACAUAGAGACUCUCAGACGACAGAAAGGAGAGGAGGAGGGGAGAGAUGGAGGGGAGGAGGGGAGAGAGGGAGGGGAGGAGGGGAGAGUGGAGCUAUUGGGUGAUAUGGAGGAAGGGGGGAGACAGACACCUCCAAUAGACACCCCCAUCAAACCUUCACCCUCAACCCCACCCUCAUCCAUAUCUUCACCCUCAACCCCACCCUCAUCCAUACCUUCACCCUCAACCCCACCCUCAUCCAUAUCUUCACCCAUACCCUCAACCCCUACACCUACCAACCCCCUAGAAAGACAGCAGCAGAAUGGUUCCCAGGACCUAGGCCCAGACUCCAAACCUCCCUUCAAGUUUGUCAGUUCUCUGUCCAUCUCCUUUGAUAAGAGUCCCUCCCCCAGUGGGCAUACAAGUCCCAUGAGCCCCCAUUCUCCCACAACACCGCUGUCCCCCGCUAGAGGAGCUCAGAGCCCCACCCACUACGGACACACAGAGGGCAGUGUGAAUGGAUCCUCUGUUAGUUUGGAGCAGACAGCCAGACCAGCCUUCGCCAGACAGAGCUCUAGGACCGUCUCCUUCAGGAUGCUGAGGAAGAAAGAGGAGGAAAGCAUGCCUUUACAGAGGAGUGCCAGCGUCCGGAUGGCCUCCAAGACAUUUGAACCCAGUAGCUCGGACCAAACUGAGGAGCAGGACAAAGCAUCACCUUUCCAAAGGAAUUCCAAACAGAGGGUGUCAUCCCGUUCCAUCCAGGAGAAGAUGGAGAAACUGGCCCAUGCAGCUCAGAAGUCUGAGUCUCUGCGUUCUCCCGACAUUGCCCAGAGGACCCUGUUCCUGCUGGAUGAGGUUUCGAAGAAGAGAUGCCUAUUUGAAAAGGAUCAGGCAGCCGCUCCGUGCAGCUCUGGGGUUCUCAGACAGGAACCUCGCAGAUCCGCGUCUGGAAUCUCCGACCGCAUCAACCGCUGGGUCAGCAAGACCAACAGACCUGGUGGCUCCGCCCACAAACCCACGGAUCUGCAUCAUGUUAAUAUCCCCAGUAAGCGGGGUGCGUUUGAGAGUGCAGGGGAGGACAGCUCUCCUAACCCAAACCACCACACCAAGGUCGAUAAGUGAAGAAGGACUCAAUGUAAACCUUCAUUUUACAGUUCAAAAGUACAUACAGCUUGAGGUAGGGAGAAAGAAAGAUGUGGAGGAGGGGAGGAAAGGAGAGGUUAGAGGCAGGUGAUUAUUGCUUUAACACUUUUAAAGGUGACUGACCCUAACCCUGACCCUAACCCUAACCCUAACCCUGACCCUAGCCCUGACCCUAGCCUGAUUCAGGGAAUUUUGGGAUUGUAAUUUUAAUAAGGUGAAUCUUUCUGUAAUAAAAUGACUCUAAUAGCUAUGCCAAUGCUCUCUUAAUCUGUCUCAAACCUAACCCUAACCCUAACCCUAAUCCUAACCCUAAACCUAACCCUAAUCCUACCAUAUUAAAUCCCAUACCCCCUAACCCCUAAACAUAACUCCUAAGAAUGUGUCUAACCUUUAACCCUAAAUAAAACAUUUUAUAUCAACACUUUA